AGCCAAUAGCAUUUCAUUACCGUUUACGAUUUUGUUUGACAAUUCAUUAUUCUAACUAUUUCCGACACUGAAAUUGACAACAAACUUACGAUUUGGUAAUGGGCGACAGCAGCUCAUGGAUUUGUUUAUAAAAUUGUUUUGAAAAAUAAACGGCCUAAAUAAGGUUAAUUUGUUAUUUAAACUUGUUAAGAAAAUACUUCAAAAUGCCGAGUGAAAUGAUAACAUUACAACUCGGCCAAUGCGGUAAUCAAAUUGGUUUCGAGUUUUGGAAGCAAUUGUGUAUAGAACAUGGUAUUUCUCCUGAGGGUAUACUCGAGGAGUAUGCUUCGGCUGGUUCAGAUCGAAAAGAUGUAUUCUUUUAUCAAGCCGACGAUGACCAUUACAUUCCUCGCGCCGUUUUAUUGGAUUUGGAGCCUCGUGUCAUACAUACGAUAAUGAACUCGCCAUAUGCGAAGCUAUAUAACCCUGAGAAUGUCUAUCUGUCAAAACAUGGAGGAGGUGCUGGUAACAACUGGGCAUCAGGAUAUGCUCAAGGUGAGAAGCUGAAUGAAGAAGUGUUUGACAUUAUAAACAGAGAAGCUGAUGGCAGCGAUAACUUAGAGGGGUUUGUGCUGUGUCAUUCAAUAGCUGGUGGAACAGGGUCAGGCAUGGGUUCCUAUAUCUUGGAGCACUUGUCCGACAGGUUCCCAAAAAAACUGGUACAGACCUACAGUGUAUUCCCAAACUUGGAUGAAAUCAGUGACGUAGUAGUCCAGCCAUACAACUCCCUGUUGACGCUGAAGCGCUUGACUGAGAGCGCCGACUGCGUGAUGGUUCUGGAUAACACAGCGCUGAACCGCAUCGCCAGCGACCGCCUGCACAUACAGAACCCGUCGUUUGCACAGAUUAACACGCUCGUCUCUACUAUCAUGAGCGCUAGUACUGCUACACUAAGAUACCCAUCCUACAUGAACAACGAUCUGAUCAGUCUUGUGGCGCCGUUGAUUCCGACGCCCAGGCUGCACUUCCUCAUGACCGGGUACACGCCGCUGACGGCCGACCAUGAACUCAAUACCGCGCCGAAAAUUCGAAAAACAACAGUACUCGACGUAAUGCAAAGGCUGCUUCAACCAAAGAAUAUGAUGGUCUCACUCAGUCCAGACAGAACGAAUCAACACUGCUACAUAUCAAUAUUAAAUAUUAUACAGGGAGAAGUAGACCCAUCACAAGUACACAAGUCACUGCAACGCAUUCGAGAACGAAAACUAGCCUCAUUUAUCCCCUGGGGCCCUGCAUCCAUACAGGUUGCACUGUCGCGCCGGUCGCCCUACGUGCACGCCUCACACAAAGUUUCAGGGCUCCUACUUGCCAAUCACACCAACAUAUCAUCAUUGUUUGACAGAUGUCUACAACAGUUCGAUAAGCUACGCAAGCGCGAAGCUUUCUUGGAGGUGUUCCGCAAGGAGCCGAUGUUCAAAGACUCUUUGGAGGAGUUUGAUGAAUCUCGUGGAGUUGUCGACGACCUCGUACAGGAGUACCAGGCUGCAGCCACGCCAGACUAUGUGCAUUGGAAUCCAGAGAGUAGUCAGAUAUAACACUGCUGGAUAGAUGAAGAUGGAACAUAAUAUGUUAACAGGACUGGAUUGAACGCACUGUGAAAGGAAUUCCAAAGGAGAUGUCAAGUGGUGUUAUGAUGAUGUACCCUCGGUUGAUAAUAAUUUAAGUUUUUUGUUUUAACAAGUGCCAUUUAUUAUUGUAUUCUUUUAAUCUCAUUUUGUUAACAUUGUUUACUCGAAUAUGUUAUGUUUUGAUGCCAUGGUAUAAGCAUUAUUACCUAAAACACGCACAGUCUGAAUAAAAGUCCGCUUUUUUACCAAGAAUUUAUUUUAUAUUUAAUAGUAGCUAUCUUUUCAACAUUCCCUUAAUCCAUACCAUUCACUUAUCACUCUCGUGCGAACGUUACACAUGUGGUUUGUACGUCCCGAUUAUUGACACGCAAUACAGACUGCUUUACAAUCUAUUUUAUAGACGAA
Spodoptera litura is the source of this 2012-nucleotide messenger RNA. RefSeq names its product gamma-Tubulin at 37C (gene gammaTub37C). Gene Ontology annotation, molecular function: GTP binding. Gene Ontology annotation, cellular component: gamma-tubulin complex; microtubule. Gene Ontology annotation, biological process: microtubule nucleation; cytoplasmic microtubule organization. Lineage: Eukaryota; Metazoa; Arthropoda; Insecta; Lepidoptera; Noctuidae. The record is from RefSeq and is a predicted model, not a curated record.